AUGGCUUCCCGUCAGAGCUCGAGGGUGGUCACCCCCACGGAAAAGGUCUUGGCCCUUGAGGCUUCCCGCCAGACCGCGGCGCGUAGGGAGGCAGAUAACUCUUCGCGCACGUCCUUCAGGGCGGCAGGCGAUGGGCACGCGCAAAAGGUGAUGAGCUUGGGUGGAGAAGAGACUCCGGUGCAGGAGGAGGACUCCGACGCUGAGGUGGUAGCUGUGGCCAACCCAUCGAGUGCGGCUUCCGCGGGCAAGAAGAAGAAGAGAGUCUCCCCGAAGUGGAGCAUGUGGUCGGACUUGACGCUGAUGAAACACGCUAUCAAGCACAAGACCUGGCGAGUGGCUGGCCUGACCGACAGGGUUGAAGACAGGUGGGCAUUAGUCGUCGAGGACUUGAGCAAGGAGCCAUAUGUGAGAGUGUUCGGCAGCAAGACGGUCAAGCAUUUGAAGUCGCGCUUCGACUCGCACAUUCGCGCUCAAGCGAAGAAGAACGAGGAGGCGGCAAAAGCAUCCGGAGCAGGGAAUACCUCCGCCGACGACCUCGAGGGCGACGAAGCCGAGAUGGAGAAGCUUGUGCAAUCCGUGCUAGACGCCAGGACCGGGGAGAGGGCAGACAGUCAGCAGGAAAAGGCGAGGAAGGCGGGUCACAACUUGCUUGGGCAAUCAGCCAUUGACAUGGGCAAUAGCCGGUGCGGACCGGGAGCAGCGGCGACAUCCUUCGGAGAAGCUCACGCCAGCGACGAGCGCCGGAUGAGUGGCGUUAUUGACAGCAGGGGACGCAUGCCUGGGUUCACUCCGUCUGGUAGUGGGAGCGGCCGAUCGAGCCCCGCUAACAUCGGCGGCGUGGUCGGUUUCGGUAGUGGUGGUGGUAGCGGUAGCGGUAGCGGUAGCGGCCGAUCCAGCCCGGCUACCGCGGGUGGGGUCACACUUACCCCCCCGCUUGGAAGCCCCCUUGCCAACCUGCUACGCGCGCCGACGAUGGAGAUCCUUGCAUCGAAAGUUGGCGUUACGCGUGAGCAGGCCGACCUUUUCCUCAACGCCGGAUUUAGGCCUGACCAAAUCCCACAUGAUGUCGCAACGAGGAUGAUGGAGAGUGUGAUUGCGGGCUACCUCAUGGGACUAAGGGAUGGGAAAUCGGUGGAUAGAUUUGUGAGAGACAUCGUUGCAGCUGACGAAGACGCCUACGGCAUGGACCCCGUAGAUACGUCAAAAGCUCCUGGACUAGACAGGCGCGGAAAUCUCACGCACGCACUUUUUGUCCACUACAAUCAAGACUAUCCCGCGUUUAGAGUCCUUCCCCAUGCCGAGAGGUACCGCCUUGGGUGGCCAGUUCUGGAAGAACCGUCGGACGAGAUCUUUGAUGGGCUGACGAGGGCUCUGGCGUCUAGACUGGUUUUCGACGGCAGCCACACACUGCUGGACUUCGCCGGCGGUGGCGGCGGCGGCGGCGACGCUGACGACGACGGCGAUUCCGGCGACGACGAUGCACCUCCCGACAAGCAAGCCAAGCGUACGGGCAAGAGCGGUAGGAAGACCCGCACAAGCACCAGCAAGAAGGAGGAGACGGGCAUGAACAGGAUGAUUGAGCGCUCGAUCCACAAUGCCGAGAAAAACGAGGUUCGGAGGGCGGCCAGGGAAGACGCUGCGGCAAUCAGGAGCGAGAAGAGGGCGGAGGACCGAUUCCAGCGGGAGCGCGAUGAAAGGCAGCUGGAUCGCAAGCACGAGAGAGAUAUGCGUGCCGAUGAGCGACGGGAGGAACGGGAGGACAGGGAUAAGCGGGAGGCGGCUGAGGCCGCUAAGCGUGCCGAAGAAAAGGCGGACAAGGAAAGGGCCCAGAAAUUCGAGUUGGAAAAUGAUGCGAUUGAAGCUGCAGCUGGCCGUGGCAGAGAGUAA
Molecule: messenger RNA, 1887 nt
Organism: Ectocarpus siliculosus
Lineage: Eukaryota; Phaeophyceae; Ectocarpales; Ectocarpaceae
Source: the annotation of a GenBank genome assembly